This is a messenger RNA of Porites lobata, 7279 nucleotides long. The record is from the annotation of a GenBank genome assembly. NCBI's taxonomy places the organism in Eukaryota, Metazoa, Cnidaria, Anthozoa, Scleractinia, Poritidae.
AUGAGAGAGCUGCCUCGUCGGUUCACUUCAGGUUCACUCACUGCGGCAGCAAUAAAGAGGCCAAUGGCCAUGGACUGCCAUUUAACAGGAUUUAGGGCCUGUUUACAUAGAGGUGGGGGACCCCAGGUAGGUGAGGUGACCCACUUAGGUGGGGUAACCCACCUGUCCGUAUAAUCUCUCAUUUUAAUUUGAUCAUGUUUAUAUAAUAGGUGGGGUGACCCACUACAAGUUAACUCACGUAUCUGGCGUACACAACCUCCAUGUAAACAGGCCCUUAGAUGCAUAUUGCUUGUAACAGAAAAUGAUCGCAUGUUAAUAUCAACAAUUCAAUUCAGAGCUGAUGGCAAAUUCCCAGGGCCCAGUUGUUCGAAAGCCGAUUAGCACUUAACCCGGGGUUAAAUUUAACCUGGGUUUCUUUUCCUUGUGUUCAAAAGCAUUUUCUCGGAUAAUUUUCUCUGCUAUUUUUAGAGCUUCCAUUCAUCAACUUGCAGGCAAAAAUCAUUAAAACUGAAAUGCUUUUUGAGCUUUCAAAUCUGAAUUCAAAUCUCACGAAUAACCCUGGGUUAUCUUAACCCAGCUUUGAACAACUCAGUAUGAUAAUUCAUCAAUGAAGCAGGUGUUGAUCCUACUAGUUAAAUGGCUCUGGCUUAAUUUAGUCUUUUUAUGUCAUAGUUAUAACAGUACUAAAACAUUCCUAUACAGGUUCCUAAAUAUCUCUCUAACAUUUGGAUGGAAAAUACAGAUGCUUCUGGAAUAGUUGGUUCUCUUCAGAUAACAAAGUAAGUUUUAAAUAUAACAUGAAAUCUUUUGACUGUCCCCAAAUGUCCUUAAAAAUUUUGAUAUUUUUCUCAGUCCUGAUGAGCAGAAAUAAAAGUGCAGAAAAAACAAAUCUCUCACAAGUAAAAGAAAUUAAUGGUCCUCAAAAAAGUGAAAGAAAACUUUUUGAUGGGUUAAAUAUGUGGAAGUUUUAUGGUUGAGUUAAAUAUGUUUCAUAAUAGUAACCCAUCAAUAUAACCAGAAAGGUUAUCUUUUAUUAGUUAAAAUAUUGGCUUGCUAGCUUUGUAUCCCCUUAGUUGUACAAAAUAUAAACUGCCACUGUGACACUAACUCUUUACUUUAAUUUCGUCAACAGUAAUCCUCAGAGGAAUGAGGUUAGUGCUUUUUACUGCUGUAAGGAGUGAUUUUGUUACAAUUAGUUAUGGACAAUGUUGAGUCCUGGGACUCAUCUUGUGAAAAAUCAUGAGUCCCUGUCCAUAACCAAUGAGUCCCAGUUCAAAAAAACAAGGAGUUCUAAAUUGAAAAUGCUUGAGCCUUUUUGACCAGACAGUUAAUCUGGAGACAGAUGCCAAAACUCUUUAUUACAGUUUGCUGAGAUUAAAAUGUAGUCCUUCUAUAUAUUUAAAGCACAAAAAAGACUAAAAUAAAUAUGCAUCUUUAAGCAACAACCACUGAAAUCACACGAACAGGAUAUUCUCCCAAAAAAUCUUGAAAUUGAUUGAUUGUUCUUUGUGUCCUAUGGGACGCAUGCCAUGAAUUAUUUUGCAUCUUUGGGGAUUUUUAUGCGUCAGGGAUGUAGGAUUUAGAGGUGACAAAAUCACUGUGUAAGAUGUGAGUCCUUUUGUCAAAUACCUGCCUAAGGGGUCUAAUGUUUAUUUAUUACACAUACCUAUUAGUGCUCGACACUAACAUUCUUGGACACUAGGCAAUUGGCUAGUGAGUGAUCAUGAAACAAAUCACUAGCAGGUAUGAGGACAAGCCACUGGUGCCAAAAAAAAAAUCGAAGUGUUUCAAAAUGUACUACUGUUUGUAGCCUAUCCUAGGGGUUUAGAACUUUCAUGGCUUUCAUGAGAUUUUGUGCCUUAAACUAAAAAGCUGCUUUUGUCAUCAUCAUUAUUCAGUAAGGAUCAAGCGAGAAGUCUUUCAAGUCAUUUGCUUUAUACUAAGUGGGUCAAUGUCUGGCUAGAACAUUCACAUAUGUUAACUGCUAGCGUCUGUGUAAUUAGCUUGAACUUUCCUUUAUCUAAUGUUGUAGGUCAAAAUUAAAUUAUGGGCUGGGAGAUAAAGUGAAUUGAGAAUCCCUCAUUGUCAAGAAAUUUAACUUGAAUUUAAUUUUGACCUAAAAUAUCAUUCUUUAAAUCAUGAUAAUUCACUUACUUUUGAUUUCAUUAGGUUGUAUUUAACCUAUCUGAUGCAUUAGCAAACAAAGAAGACAAAGAUCAAGAUGUCAAGGUUCCAAGGGAUUACAAAAUGGUUCUGUCCAAAGUUGAGCAGUCCAUAGGAGUGUUUUCUGAAGGCUCACCAGGUAUUUUAAUAUUAUAUCUUCACAGAGAAAGAACCUGUUUUCCAUAAAAAAGAAUAAUAACAAUAAUAAUAAACUAUAGUGAGAAAAAAUGUUUUGAUGGAUGGAUGAGAUGGUUCUGCUUAAGAAUACUCAACAGAACUGUGCAUUCCUUGAAUUUGCUGUGUCUUAAUCUUGAUCAUCUCAAAGGUUUUUUCUUUUUCCUCAAUUGUAGCUUCUGCGACUGAAGAGGAAGAAAAGGGUGAUAAAUGUGAGUUCUUGUUAAUUAAUCUGAUAGUGGUUUGGAAGAUGCUUUCAAUUUAAAUUUUGCAUAAAUUCCUUAGAGUUUUACUCAUUUUCUGUCACUUUAUUUGUACAUUCCACUGCUGAUUUUGCUCCAUUCUCCACUUUGACUGAUUUUAUUAUUCAUUACUGUAGAGGCGGGGGUUAGGGGGGUACAUUAUACCACAUGUGCAAGUUAACGCUAGUUGUACAUAGUAACAAACUACUGUAAUAUUGACUAAUAUCAUAAUGUUAUCUUAUAGUAUUCAUAGCUAAGCUGAGUUUCUGUUUUCAGCUCAACUAACUAUUGAAGGAGUUGUUGUUCAAAGAGCAGACUGUCGUCCAGUUCAACCAAAUGCUGAUUAUUUAUUACUUAAAAAGUAAGUAAAGCGACUAUUAGGAUUGCUUUUCUUUCUGCUCUGAGAUAAUUGAAGUGUGCGUGCGGACAUGGACAAUACAGGAAGUGGCUACAAGUUGGCAUUUUUUGUUUACUUAUUUUCAAUCACAGUGAUGUAAAGACCAGGUUCAUUUAAUACCUGAUUUAAAAGCAAUGGUGAAGAGUACUUAUUGUGAUUAUUUCAUUGAUAUUCAAGACAUCUCCUCUCCAACUAGACGUCUUUAUUUACUUACUUGAUUUAGGGAAAGUUCAUUUAAUAUGACAAGGGGGGGGGAUGAAGAUAUUGAGGGGGGGCUCCGAAAAUUUUUAGACACCGAAGGGGGGGCUCUGAAAAAAUUGUUGCGCUAGGAGGGCCGAAAAUUUGUAUACUUCAAAACCAACACAUGACAUCAUCAUACAGAUCGGAUGGUUUUCAACUCAACAAUUUAAUGACCUGUGCAACUCAGCUUUAUCACGUGGUUUACAGAUAUAACAAAUGUAGUCUCAGUAAUUAUUACACUCUUGUUCAUCCCAAAAAUGCUUUUAGAAAAUUGUAUCACAACUGUAUCUCAAGUUUGUCAUAGUAUAAACCAUUGAAGACAAUAACGGUAAAUAUAUUUAAUACAGUCUAGCGAUCUUUUUCAGGGGAGCAAAGGAAUUGAAGGAGGAGGGGGGGGGGUCUGAAAUUUUUUUCGACUACCAAGGAGGGGGCUCCUAAAAAAUUGAACCGCUAGCGAGGGGGGCUGCUAAAAUUUCAAGCUUCGAGUUUCAAUAUCUUCAUCCCCCCCCUUGUCAUAUUAAAUGAACUUUCCCUUACUUGACAAAAAGUGGCAAACUUGAAGAAUUGCUUGUCAGUUGUCUUUCUUUGUAAAUCAAAAGUAUCAAACUUUGUAUUAAAGUUGUUAAAUUAUUAUAAAAUCAACUUAGUUGAAUGCCUUGAAAAGUGGGGAGGGACAGGGGGGCGGGAGCCCGGGAAAACAGGGGUUGGGAGGGCACGGGAGACGGGAGAAAAAAGGGCGGAAAGAGGGAUCUCUAAGAUGGUGGGAAGCGGGAGAGAAAUUCAAAAAGGCAAGCUUUCGUUAUUUGUUACUGCUUAUCAUCCAGUCCAAGAAACGAACCCAACGACGUUUCUUGACUUCCAUUUAACAUUAUCCGAGGCUUAAAGCAAAAUUUUGUUUGAAAACAAAAAGUCAAUAAAAAAAACAGCAAAAAGUUGCUUACAUCAUAGGUCAUAAAAAAAAAAAACAUGAGCAAGCGUGUCAACUGUGUCAAUUGUGUCAGUGUCUCCUUUCUGUCUGCUUAAAGGGGCAUCAUAGGGGACAUGAAUGAGGUGGAAUGAGACAUGGGUGCAAGUGGGAGGUUGUGACCACCCUCCCUCCUCACUGAAAACUGUGGCAACAAUUCUCUUGAAUUUCAUUUGGGUUGCUUCAUCUCCUUCCAAACUGGAAACUAUGCCAGUUAUGUUCAUGAGAUAAAAAGUAUUUCUGAAACUAGUUCUUAUUGAAAGAACUGCACUGAAAAGUUUCAAAAUUGACAACUGUGCAUAGUUUGUGACAAAUUAUAGUUUUUCCUUUGUAUUGACAGGCGGACAAUUUUAAAGUCAAGUAUGUCUGGACGGAAAGCCAAGCAAGUUGAGCGUGUGAUUAAGUACAGGCCAGUGAGUGACCAUGAGAUGAAUGUAAGUACUUUGCAUGUGCACACAAAAUUUUAGAUUUUGCAUUUUUAAAUGGAUUUCUUUAAGCACACACCUUGGUAUAGAAAAUAAGCUUGAAAACUCAGAAAGAUUCAUAUAACCAAAUUUCAAAUGCACUUCACCUCUAUUGCCAUCAUCAUAUCAUAUUCAACACCUCUUUUAUCCCUCAGGUUGUUGAAGUUUUCCUUUCCUCAGAGUGUUGAAAUUCCUUUUAGUCUUUAACAGUGCUGUCAACUCUCACAAAUAUUAAAUUCGGGAGACUCCAGAUUUUGGAUCGUAUCUCCCAGUCUCCAGAUUAGAGUAUGGAAACUCCUAGAUAAUUGCUGAAGUUUGCCAUUUCUUUAGUAGACUUGACUUUUUGACAAUAAAAUUUCAGCUAUUUUGUGUUGUUUAAGCUAUUUUAAUGUUAACAUUGAACAUUUCCCCAUAAACUCCAGUAUGCCCCUGUUACAAUAUUAUAAUGUGAUUGGUGAAAUUAAGUAAAACAAUCAGGUCAAAUGUUACAAUGCUAACAAUGUCUUUUUUGUGCGUUUUGUGUCAUCGCAAAUUUGUGACAAUCAGGGUCAACAAGUAUUUUUGCACAAAUGACAUCAUGUGCCGCAUGUUAUGGCUUCAUCUAUCAUCCUUUCCCUAUCAAUUCUCAAUAAUUAUUUGAGGAUGUAUUGGUUUGUCAGCCCAACUUUAAAGGCAUCAUUUUGUUUUCAGAUAAAACAUGAGAAGAAAAAGAAAGAAGAAGGAAAGAGGGCUCGUGAAGAUGAAGAUGUCGUUAAAGCCUUGUUGUUCAAUGCCUUUGAAAGGCAUCAGUAUUACAACUUAAAGGACCUUAUUAGCAUUACAAAACAACCAGUGGUAAGAAUUGCUUAUGAAAUCCUGGAUGUACAGCACCCGGGGUGAGGGGGCGGGGCACUCCUUAUAAUGGCCUAUGCAGAGAGGCUCCCCCUGAAUAAGGGGUAGGGAUUUCACUUGCUGAAGUAAAUGAAAGGAUAGAGAAAUGUGUCAUUUUGAUAGGUGAAAAUUAUGGCUUUGAAAAAUUCAAGAACACUUGAAAUCUGGUGUUGUCAUUUAUUCAUAUUUUGAAAGCAGUGCAUUCAUUGCAGUUAAAAGGGAUGCAAAGUUCUAAACUAGGCGUGAGAAAGGGGUACCAUUUGUCAAUAGAAGGUAUACCAAAGGGUACUUUUUCUGUCAAAAAUGGUAUGUAAAGGGGUAAAAGGUUGGACUUGGGGUGGACCCUCCCUGUAUAAAACUUUGUUGAGUACCCUGUGGGGCAUGUACAAGUUUUCUAAGAUUUACUUGUUGACCAAGGGCAGAGGUUGGUCGCAUCAGUCACCGGUUAUCAUCAAAGCACAGCUCUGUAUGUGCAAUGUUUAAUGUUUAGAACCCAGUUAGAUACCUCACCUUAGGAGUCCAUAAUUUUCCCAAAGGCCUAAAACAUGCAUUUUAUGGCUUUGAAAAAAUCGGGAACACUUCCUGGUUUUGUCUUUUUUUUGUAUUUUAAAGACAGUGCAUUUAUAAGUUAAAAGAGAUGCACUGUUCUAAACUAGGCAUGAGGAAGGGGUACCAUUUGUCAAUAGAAGGUACUGUAUUUAUUCUAAUAAGCUUCAAUCUCGAAUUAGCACCCACCCCGAAUAAACACCCAUCCUAAAGGCAGAAGAAGUUAAAAGCACCCACCCACACCCCACCCCCUUUCCCUCCCACCCCCAAAAAUUGAAUAAGUAAUAAUAAGAGACUUUUCGAAGACGGAGUUUUUGUCAGAGUAUUUACAGAAACCUUGAUUUGUUACAUCUUCCCUUUUUGUUAUUACUACUUGUUUUGUUGCAAAAUAAACAUAAUACACUUGCUGAAAAUGUUGAAUAAGUGCCCACCUUGAAUAAGCGCCCGCUCUUAAGGUCCAAAAAUAAAAUAAGUGCUCAGGGCAGUUAAUCGAAUAAAUAUGGUAUACGAAUGGGUACUUUUCUGUCAAAAAUGGUAUGUAAAAGGGUAAAAGGUUGGACUCAGGGUGGACCCUCCCUGUAUAAAACUUUGUUGAGUAUCCUGAAGGGCAUGUACACGUUUUCUAAGAUGUACUUAUUGUCCAAGGGUAGAGGUUGGUCGCCACAGUCACCGGUUAUGACUAAAGCACAGCUCUGUAUGUGCAAUGUUCAAUGUUUAGAACUUUUCAGAUGAGCUGAAUCUUUAGAUUGAAUUUAAACAAAUGCUUUUAGAAAUAAUCUUGAUUGAUUUGUUCUUGCAUAUAUCUAACUAUUUCACUUGAAAGUGAACAUUUUCUUGGUAGUUUCUUGGGCUUGCGAAUGGUGGCCAUCACCAAAUGACGUAGAAGACACAUAGCCUGUGUAACAGGCGUUAAAAGGGGAAGGGGGAGGGGAAGGGGGAAUUUGGGCACGCGAGAGCUAGAAGACACUGAGCAAUACCCACCACUCAACUCAAAAGGGAACCAACAAUGGUUUCUGAAAUACCAAGAAAAACCCAUUUUGUUUGUUUAAUAAUCUUUUUCUUUUCAUUGCUUUAGGCAUACCUGAAAUGUAUUUUGAAGGAAAUAGGACGUUAUAAUACAAAGAACCCUCACAAGAACAUGUGGGAGUUAAAACCAGAAUACAGACAUUACAGCAAUAAGAACAGUAGCGAGGAGGGAGGAGAGGGGACAAGCUCCUGA